Molecule: messenger RNA, 714 nt
Organism: Durotheca rogersii
Lineage: Eukaryota; Fungi; Ascomycota; Sordariomycetes; Xylariales; Xylariaceae
Product: glutathione S-transferase
Exons: 6
Coding region: 1-714 (237 amino acids)
Source: RefSeq, a predicted model, not a curated record
AUGUCAGAUAUCCACCUGUACACUUCCCAGACGCCGAACGGCAUCAAGGUCUCGAUCCUCCUCGAGGAGUUGGGGUUGAAGUAUAAGGUCACCAACAUCGAGCUUAGCAAGAACACUCAAAAGGAGCCGUGGUUCUUGGAGAUUAACCCGAACGGCCGAAUCCCCGCACUCACCGAUACCUUCACCGAUGGCAAGCUCAUCAGACUGUUCGAGAGCGGCUCGAUCAUGCAGUACCUGACCGACAGGUACGACACGGAACACAAAGUAUCCUAUCCGAAAGGAUCUAGGGAAUACUAUGAAGUGAACAACUGGCUCAUGUGGCAAAUGGGUGGCCUUGGCUACGCUCCGGAGAAGAUCGAAUACGGUAUCAACCGGUAUAAGAACGAAACUCGCCGCCUCUAUAGGACGCUGGAGACCCAGCUCAAUGCCUCCAAAUCCGGCUACUUGGUGGGCGACCGCUGCACGAGUGCCGACAUCGCGUCCUGGGGAUGGGUUGCAGGGGCUCGAUGGGCUGGGGUCGAUAUCGAAGAGUUUCCACUGCUGAAACAGUGGGUUGAGAGGAUGUUGAAGCGCCCUGGGGUCGAGAAGGGACGCAAUGUGCCGUCGUCGCACCCUUACGAGUCGCACCAGGGCCUUACCGAGGAGGAGUUGGACGAGAAGGCCGCAGUGGGGAGGAAGUGGAUACAAGCAUCGAUGAAAGAGGACGCGAAGUAA